UUGGUUGAGCCCCUGUCUACAGCCAGGAGCCAAUGGCCAGGAAUGGGGCCAAACCCUGUGAGCUGGACCAGGAGAAAUAUGAUGCUGAUGACAAUGUGAAGAUCAUCUGCCUGGGGGACAGUGCUGUGGGCAAGUCCAAAUAUUCAGUUGAUCCAGCAUCAUUUGGCUAUCCUUGGAUAUAAAAGGCUAUCCUUCCUCCAUUGAACUGCUUUUGCACCUAUGUUAAAAAAUAAAUUGGCUGAAGUUCUGUGGAACCAUGUCUGGGUUCUUUCUUUGUUCCAUUGAUCUGUGUGUCUACCCUCUGCCAGAACCACACAAUUUUGACUACUUCAACUAUAUAGUGCUGGGGAACGAACAGUCUCCUAAACAUCCAUAAACUGCUUUAGGAUAUUGCAUUCCAGUUGAAAGAGAGACAGUCAAUAAGUAAAAUGUGGAAUAUUCCAAGUGUUGUUGCCUGCAGAACAAGAUGAGACAGAACUUGCCCAUUAUAAACAAGAUCAUCAGGGAAGGUCUCAUUGCUCAGACUCAUGGAGAGAUUUCUCAUGGAUGGAUUUCAGCCACAGCAACUGUCCACAUAUGCCCUGACGCUGUACAAGCACACGGCCACGGUGGAUGGCAGGACUGUCCUUGUGGAGACCUGCCCAGAGGCCCUCAGGGCACCUGGGUCUCUCUGCCCUCCAGCACCCAUCAGUGAGUCAGAGCUACAUUAAUAUUGCAGACUUCUGGGACACGGCAGGCCAGGAGCGGUUCCAGAGCAUGCACGCCUCCUACUACCACAAGGCCCACGCCUGCAUCAUGGUGUUCGACGUGCGGAGGAAAGUCACCUACAAGAAUCUGAGCACCUGGUACACGGAACUUCGGGAGUUCAGGCCUAAGAUCCCUUGCAUCGUGGUGGCCAAUAAAAUCGAUGCAGACAUAAAGGUGACCCAAAAAAGCUUCAAUUUUGCCAGGAAGUUCUCCCUGCCUCUCUACUUUGUCUCAGCUGCUGAUGGUACCAACGUCGUGAAGCUCUUCAAUGAUGCAAUUCGGUUAGCUGUGUCUUACAAACAGAACUCCAGGGACUUCAUGGAUGAAGUUUUGCAGGAGCUUGAGAACUUUGAGCUGGAGCAGAAGGAGGAGGACGUGCCAGGUCAAGAGCAACAUGACAACACCGGGAGCCCAUCUCCUUCCUGAGCCAGAAGGAAGCCUCUCCGAGCCGACCUGUCAGGUGGAGGGAGGGCUUCCAGAAUGCACCUCCCUCCCUGGGGCUCCCCUCCACUUCUGAGCUGAGAAGCUCUCCCAGGCCGUCCUUUGUUCUGCUUCCUACAAACCCACCCACCCAUCCCCCUUGCCUCUCCCUCUAAGGGCCAUGAUACCUGAUCCUUCCACAGUUGUCCCCUCCCUGUACUCACCAGCAGGCACCCUCAAUAGCUGUAAGGGGUCCACACCUGGCCCCUGAAGCAGAAUUGGGGGUUGGUAUCAUAGCCCUCCCCUCAGGUUAUGUGAGACAGUGAGGAGAAUCAGGGAACCUGAUUUGUGUGUCUCUUAAAUAUAAGGAAAUUUAGGUGUGUUUUUUUUCCUCCCAGAAUGAACCUCAGGGCCUACUUCUUGCAUUUCCACCAAGGGACUGAUUUCCAAUCCCUGACUACCCCUAUUGCCUUCCCUGCAAAAUUUGGGAGGCCUCCAUCCUUUUUCUUCUCUCCCAAACAACUUCUUUAAAAAAAUGGUUUUGUGCAGACAGCUAUUCAUUCCACUGGUUUUCCAGGAGCGCUUCUAGGUACUGCCAGCAUGUUGGGGAGCAGUGAGGCUGAGACCUAGGGCUGCCAUUAAAUCCAAUGAAAGCAGAUGACAGGUCUAGCCAUGCUUAGUAAUACACAAGUGUCACUGUUGGUAAACAUCAAUGGGCUGUGUCACAGGGCACACCGUUUGGAUUCUAAGAAAUUAAGAAGAGCCUCUAAAACCCCCAUUUCAGCACAUGAGCCCUCCCUUCAUUUUUUGGAGGGUGAGUGUGGACACUGCCUUCUCCAGUGGCGAGGCCCAGCUGUCUUGUCCACUCCCAAAUCCAGUACUUGUGCUUCACUAGCAUGAUUUCAUGAUUGUCCUCUGCAGCAUUUCCAUUGUUUUAUUUAUUGUUUCUAUUUUACAGUAAAGUUUAAACUACAUAAA
Messenger RNA from Manis pentadactyla (Chinese pangolin), 2145 nucleotides. It is a transcript of the gene RABL2B, whose product is annotated as RAB, member of RAS oncogene family like 2B. Bases 613 to 1173 code for a protein of 186 amino acids. The record is from RefSeq and is a predicted model, not a curated record. Gene Ontology annotation, cellular component: Golgi apparatus; endosome. Gene Ontology annotation, molecular function: GTPase activity; GTP binding. NCBI's taxonomy places the organism in Eukaryota, Metazoa, Chordata, Mammalia, Pholidota, Manidae. The transcript has 10 exons.